AUGAAGCUGCUCGCAGUCCUCCUGCUGGCUGCCCUCCCCCUUUACUGCUCUGCAGGCUCUGGCUGCCAACUUCUCGAGGACGUUAUUUCAAAGGCCAUUGACCCUGGAGUAAACCUAGAAGAAUACAAGGCUGAGCUCCAGGAGUUUUUGCACAGUGAUGCCGACAGAAAGGCCGUGGAGCAAUUCAAACAAUGCUUCCUCAACCAGUCCGAUGAAACUCUGAGCAACGUUCAACUGAUGAUGGAAUCAAUCUAUGGCAGUAAAUACUGCAGAGCUUUCUAA
Messenger RNA from Urocitellus parryii (Arctic ground squirrel), 282 nucleotides. RefSeq names its product secretoglobin family 2A member 2 (gene Scgb2a2). Lineage: Eukaryota; Metazoa; Chordata; Mammalia; Rodentia; Sciuridae. The record is from RefSeq and is a predicted model, not a curated record. Gene Ontology annotation, biological process: androgen receptor signaling pathway.